This is a messenger RNA of Ostreococcus tauri, 222 nucleotides long. Its product is annotated as Ubiquitin supergroup. The transcript is spliced from 2 exons. The coding region runs from base 1 to 222 and encodes 73 amino acids. Gene Ontology annotation, cellular component: cytoplasm; nucleus. Gene Ontology annotation, biological process: mRNA splicing, via spliceosome; protein modification process. Gene Ontology annotation, molecular function: protein tag activity; protein binding. Lineage: Eukaryota; Viridiplantae; Chlorophyta; Mamiellophyceae; Mamiellales; Bathycoccaceae. The record is from RefSeq and is a predicted model, not a curated record.
AUGAUCGAGAUCACUCUGAACGAUCGAUUGGGGAAGAAAAUUCGCGUCAAGUGCAACGAGGACGACACGAUCGGGGACCUGAAGAAACUCGUCGCCGCGCAGACGGGGACGCGCGCGGAGAAGAUUCGCAUACAAAAGUGGUACACCAUCUACAAGGAUCACAUCACGCUGGAGGAUUACGAGGUGCACGACGGGGCAAAUUUAGAGCUGUACUACAACUAG